Molecule: messenger RNA, 5698 nt
Organism: Actinia tenebrosa (Australian red waratah sea anemone)
Lineage: Eukaryota; Metazoa; Cnidaria; Anthozoa; Actiniaria; Actiniidae
Biological process (GO): regulation of transcription by RNA polymerase II
Cellular component (GO): nucleus
Molecular function (GO): RNA polymerase II cis-regulatory region sequence-specific DNA binding; DNA-binding transcription factor activity, RNA polymerase II-specific
Source: RefSeq, a predicted model, not a curated record
GGUUCUAAAGACGUUUUGUGACAAAAUGUUUAGUGGUGGUAUUUCUCUGACGCAAACGAAGGGUUUACUCUGACACAAACAUGUCCGAUCAGCUUUCGAUUUUACUAUCUACACCACUUUUUGCUUUUAUUUCUCCGUCGUUUUGUAAUGGCAGAAGCUUAUAGUGGUCUCAGACGAAGAAGAAAACGAACUCAUCCGAGCAAAUGUCCAUGUUGUAUCUCAGACGAUGUCGAACCGGAAAGUGAAGGAAGCGCCGGUAUUGAGGAACUCCAUGAUGCUAACAGUAAAAAAGAUGUUGGUCAUAAACAAAACAAAAGACGAAAAAUUGUGAAAAAGAAGGAUGAUGAUUAUAAAAGUGACAGUGAGGUUUCUGAUCAUGCUGCAGUUACAGGAAAAGAGAAGAAAACAAAAUUAAAGACUACAAAAUUAAGAAGCAGUUGUAAUUCAUCUCCAGUAAAUGAGAAAGAAACAAAUAAAGAUGCUAAAAACCUUGGAAAGAAUGCAGGCAAAUCAUGGAAUAAAAAUGAAAAUGACAAUAACAAAAACAAAGCAACAAAAAAUAAUAAUGGCAAGAAAGGAAGUGGGAAAAACAGUAUCUCAUUGAAAAAAUCCACUUCUGAAGAUGUUAGUGACGAGGACAUUAGCUUGUCAUCUUUAAAAGCUGCUCGGAGUAAGAAAAAAGGAAGUACAAGUACGGAGUCAGAAAUGUCUGGGAAAAAGAAGAAAUCCAAGGAAAAUACAAAAGAGUCUAAUAAAAAGAAAUCUGUUGAUAUAAAAAACAAAAAGAGCAAAAUCCAAGAAAAAAAUGAACUUGAGUCAAAUACUCCGAAAAAUGAAAAUACAAAGACUGAAAAUGGGAAUGGGAGACAAGCAGGAAAUAAGAAUGCUUCUAAAGGAAGAUUGAAAAAAACAUCRCCUAAUGCUGUUCAAACUUCCAAAAGUACAGUGACAGGUAAUAGUUCGUCUAAAGAAGUAAUACAACCAAAAAAAAGCAAGGUUAAGAAUAUUGUAUUAUCAAGUAAAGUUUCUCAAAUAACUCAAGUUAAGAGUGUUGUCUUUGAUCAUCUGUUUGAGGAAUUGAAAUCCUGUUUAGAAAAUAACAACCUUUCUGUAAAAGAAGCUGGAGAUAUGUUGAUGAAGAUUUCAGCUGAGGAUUUGCAUUUGGCCUUAAGAUCUGCUSGACUAGGUGACAGCUUAAAGCAAGACAGAUCUUCUAAAAGUCAAAAUACUGGUUUUGCAGGACGUGAAAGGAAAGCUAUUUCAGAUAAUGAAGAAAUAGUUUCUCAGGCAGCAGAAGCUCUCGUAAGCUUUAGAAGUAAGUCUCCAUUAUCAAAAGAAAAAGAAAACAAAGCAGAAAAUAAUACUCUAAACCCUGUCACCAGUGAAGUUGUCACCAAGGCUUCCACUGCUGCACAUUUAGAGCAGAGCUUUGGUAAAAGUCAGAAACUGAAUCCCCAUGUGAUGACAACCGCUGGUCUUAAGUCAACACAAUCUGUACAAGCACUUAUGCAGAUCCAGACGUCGUCAGGACAUUCACCACAUAUGUUUCAAACCCAUAUGACAUCUUCUCCGUCCCACAAUCUAGUACAAGGACAAGGAUAUUUGGCUGUGAGCUUACCUCAGCAAUUUCCUCAACAUUCUUCAGCUGGUAUUAACACAUCCUUUUCAAAUAUGAUGUCAAUGGUGGCUUCUCAUGGGGCACUGCCUAGUUUUAGUCAGAUUGCCGCUCAGCUCAGACCUCCAUCAAUGCAGGUUGGUGUGCAGCCUACAAUACUUAGUGCUGGUGCUACAAACCAAAGCGUUCCAACAUCUGUGAUGCUGCCAAGCCCAAACCUUAUGCAGCCUCAGUUACAGCCAAGUGUCCCAAUUCAAAAUCAUGCCAGCACRAAUAAACUCCAGGCCCUUGCAGCAAUAAAAAACACAGGAACCCCAAUAGAAGCACCUGGAAAUAAAGGAGCUCCAAAUCAGAAGCAGAUUCUUCCUCAACAGCCAUUGAAAGGAAUGGAGGAAGUAGUCGGUAAUGUAGGGAAUGUUGGAACUAAUGUUCCUCCCAUUGUCUGGAGCUUAAAGUCUCCAGUGGUCUUUUUGGGGAGUCCUCAGAACCUUGGUGGAGUUCCAAGGAAUCUGAUGGCAACAUCGGCUAACCAAGGAGUCAACGUCAACCCCAAUAAGGAUCAAUCUGGUUACCCACCUGUCGCACCGAGACYUGGAUCCAGUUUAGAUGGCACAAGAAUAAACCCUGGAACAGUCAGCUCUGUACCUGCUGCCAAUGUCCUGACCUUAGGUGGAAGGCCUAUUCUACCUCGGACGCAGCUUAGGAGUGCAGAAGAUGCCAGUAAUAAAAGACCUCAACCUAUUUCGGCUCAGACAGGUUUGGCUUUUGUUACCCAGCAGACAUCUCUUGGGUCACCUGGUAUGUUCCCUGUGCAGUCUACAACACCCUCAGUUUUGGAUCAAGGAGCCUUGACCCAAGUAUCUUCUGCCUUAAACUCUACAAGAACAGGUCUAGUUGCUGUGAGUCUGCCGGCAACUUCUCUACAAAUAAAUACCACGAUUGGGAACCUGACCAGCCAAAAUGUACAUGAGUGUGCUGGGGGUGAUUGUUCCUYGCCAACUUCAGUUGCAGCAAAGCAAGCGGUAAAGAAGUUAGUGCAUGAGAGGACAAAGACAGCAGAGCUUAAAAGAGAAGCAAGUGCUUCAGGAGGAUCAUCAGCUAAACUCAAAACAAUUCUACCCUCGCCACCAAAACCUCCUGAAACAGCAACAACAACAUCAUCCACCUCACCUUCCUCAAGUGAACAUCCUGACUCCGCAUCAAAAAACAGUGAAUUCAACCUUGAACAAGCUGCCACUGCUCUCCUUAGUAUUGGGGUUCCUGAUGGUAGUGAUAUGCUUAAGUCAAGCUCAACUGAUUCUCUGAAAGAAGAUCCUGAUGAGGAUGUGGUGUUYACUAGCAAAGGGAUGUUUAGGGUUGGCGAUGUGGAUGUAGACCCUCAUUAUAACAGGAUCGGAAGAGAGGGCUAUACGUGUGGCAAAUGCAACAARAUCUUCACUUCCCUAAGCUACCUUGCUCGUCACAUCAAGAGAGUCUGUCCCGACAUGAGCUGUCGUAAGUGGAAGUGUUCCAUGUGCGACAAGGCCUUCAGACACCCAUUUGGUCUUCAACAGCAUGUAUACACACAUACAGGAGAGCGUCCUCACAAGUGUCCAAUAUGCCCCAAGGCCUUCUAUAGCUCGAAUGACCUUAGACGUCACAGUCGAAUACAUUCAGGUGAACGCCCUUACGCCUGUAAACACUGUGACAAAAGGUUUGCAACUACCAUCUCACUCAAGACCCAUACCUACAUCCACACAGGGGAAAAGCCCCACAAAUGCCCGCAAUGUCCGAAGACUUUUGCCACGUCAAGUAAAUUGGGCAGACAUAUCGUAACACACUCUGAGCAAAGACCCUACUCCUGUGAUCAGUGUCCAAAGUCAUUCAACAGAUCAGGUGAUUUACGGCGACACAAUAUGGCCGUCCAUGAAGGCAAAGAGAAGUCGUUUGAAUGUGAAGUUUGCUCCAUGAGCUUCACAAAAUCUGCUGACCUUCGCCGUCAUUCUACGACUCACAAUACUCGUCCUCCGAAAACGAUGGAAUGCGCGGAUUGUGGAACCCAGUUUUCAACUCCGAUUUGCCUGAAAAUGCACCGGGAGACCUACCACAAAACCCCCACAACGACUACAACCACCUCAACAGACACAGAAAAACCUAGUACCUGUGAUAUCUGCGGUAAGACCUACAGCUCACUCGCGCUGCUUGCCAAACACAAAGCAGUUCACGAGCCGACCUCUACAGCUGGCUAUGAUGCGAGUCAGUUCCAGCACAUCGCACCCAAACCCGUAGAACAGAAUAGUGAUCCCCCCUCAGGGUAAAGCUUACCGAGACCACAGGGAGCCCAAGCUCGGUCUUUGUGUCCGCAUACAUAACAGCAAAUUUUACGUGAUUGAUAUAUCUUAUCUUCUUAUUUUUUUACUCGCUAUUCUCGUAUGAAAAGGCUCCGAUUGCCUAAAACUCGGCUAUAGUAAAACACAAGAAGCAAAACAAAGAUAUACGGAAAUAUUCUUAAUUUUUCCAAAAAAAUAUUUGGGGGAAAAAACUGUUAUUUAUCAAUCACUGUAAUGUACUGUCAAAAAAAAUCGAGCUCUUGAUUCCCUGUGGUAAGACGUCUCGGUUUCUGGCUUCUUGCAGCAGUUCAUUGGUUCUAGUCAUAUUAUUUUGAUUUAUGUGGGCCAAAAAGAGAAAGAGAAAAGUUGAAAUCAAGAUUGUGCUCUUCCUCAGGGUAAUCCAGUCUUACAAGAUACUUGGGUGGGUUUCCUGUGGUAAUAGAAGGGUGAAGCUACGAUCGCUGACACCCUUGUGUUAUUUCUUCUUCCACUUCCUCCAUUUUAUAUAAGAAAAUUAAUGAUUUUGGUUCAUUAAUUUAUCGCAUUUUUCCCAAGUUCAUUAUUAAGACACUCACUUCUUCCAUUUAAGUAGUUAUUUAGUUGUGCAUGGAGUUCAAGUAAUAUUUGUUACAGUUUGAGAAAUAAGCUGCAUUUGAAAAUUUAGUUCAACUGGUCUCGGAAUCAUUCAACGUUUAGAAGGUCAGUCUUAGAAAAGUGUACAUAACGAGUACUUGGUUUUCCUUCGUUUUCAACGAAUUUCUCUCUCAGAAACUUGAACCAUUUUGGGACACAAAUUACACUUCCGCCUUCUUGCUCCAUAUUACUACCACUAACAAAAUGCUCCGCGAAUUUUCUUUCUUACUUAAAUUUGUAUUUCCUAAUAAGAAAAGUAAAACAAUUGGUGCUAAUUAACUGAACAAAAGAAAGUGUGCAAGGGAGUCUGGUAGUGGUAGUAAGAUUUGGGAAGGAGGAUGAGGGAAAGCUUAUUUAGAAGGGAGGGGAGGGUUAGGAGUGUGAGAUGUAAUGUUUCUGGAGCAACAAAAAGGAAGAUUUGAGCACUGAUUUGGGAACUUUGGAAGGGUUGGGAUAAUAAAACUAAAGAUAGUGGGCUGCAGAUACUUUUUAUUAUCUUUUCUGUCCUUUACGGCCACAAUAAAUUAUCCAAGAGACGUUCUCGUUCUCAGAGCUUGCGCUCCUUUUGUUGGUCCAACAYCAAAAGAAUUGUCUUUAGUAAUAUUGGUUCCAGUCCUUUCGUUUUCUUACGAUUGCUAAUGAGAAAGUUGAUUGGGACAAAGGGGAAAAUUGCAUUUCUUUGAGCAUGCGCAGUAUGACAGGUCUCUGGGUUAGAUAGUGGGUCAUAGUGCGCAUGCUCUUUUUUUGGCGGAGGGUAUCGCAGACUCAGCAUUCCUUGGCUUUUUUUCAUAAAACUAGAAAAGAAGUCAACGGAUUUAAGAGGUUGAAAAAAUUAUUCUUUAUAGGAUUUUAUAAGUCAAAUGUAGUUUGUUUGUUAUUCCGGUAAGUGUAAAAAGUCUUUUGUAGAUAAAUAACGAAUUGAUAACAAUAGGUUAUUCUUUUUGUAGAAUAUCAGAUAAUUAAUGAAUAAGUAUAAAAAAUUAAGAUAAAAUUUAAGAUAAACUUAUAGAAAUUCAUUCCAGAGAUGUACUGCUUACAAAAAUAAAAAUAAGUCGUACUUCUAUUAAUUGUAUCUGUAUUUUAAAAGGUGAACUCGGCGUGAGGUGAAUAAAAGUCUCCGAGAACUCAAGGAUACAAAAAA